AUGCCUAAUAAUAAUAGUAUAUCGAACGUACCAAUCUUGGACUCACAAUUAGUCAGUAAGGUAAAGCUGGAAUUGAAAAUGAAGGAGGAAACAAUUAAGGAAUUAAGAAAUCAAUUGAAAUAUUAUCAGGAAACACAAUGUUCUGCCUGUUUAGCCAAUAGAUCCUAUCACGCCCCUCCUUCGGAUGAUGAGCAUGACGAAGAUGAACAUGAUCAACAUCAUUUGGAGAAUUAUACAAUUACUAAAACAACCACGGAACCAGGGGUUGUCUAUAACACUGAAGCACACAAUAUGGGUCUUAAGAACGAUUGGCUUGCACCAGCAACAACAGGAAGAAGACAAUCCAUACAAUUGAAUAACAUAUAUGAAAGUGAAAUUCAAGAUUUAAUUGCAAAGAAGAAAUAG
Messenger RNA from Naegleria gruberi, 405 nucleotides. RefSeq lists its product as uncharacterized. The record is from RefSeq and is a predicted model, not a curated record. The coding region runs from base 1 to 405 and encodes 134 amino acids. Lineage: Eukaryota; Heterolobosea; Eutetramitea; Acrasida; Naegleriidae. The transcript has a single exon.